This is a messenger RNA of Phalaenopsis equestris, 1360 nucleotides long. RefSeq names its product putative 12-oxophytodienoate reductase 4. The coding region runs from base 37 to 1251 and encodes 404 amino acids. The record is from RefSeq and is a predicted model, not a curated record. The transcript is spliced from 5 exons. NCBI's taxonomy places the organism in Eukaryota, Viridiplantae, Streptophyta, Magnoliopsida, Asparagales, Orchidaceae. Gene Ontology annotation, molecular function: FMN binding; oxidoreductase activity.
AACUUAUGUUUCUCUUCUAAUGUUGCUGAUGUUGUGAUGAUAUUUCACGCCUAUCUACACCUUCUGUGUUUUUUCAUCUUCUACAAAUCUUUAGUGAAUCCUCAAUUCUUGAUCCAACAGAGCUUGCAGAGUAAAGCGAUGGCAGUAGAAGAGCAGAUCCCACUUCUCAAACCCUACAUAAUGGGAAAAUUUCAUCUCUCCCACAGAAUAGUACUGGCACCAUUAACAAGGUCAAGAUCCUUUGGUUACGUCCCCCAACCUCAUGCCAUCCUCUAUUACUCUCAGAGGACAACCAAGGGAGGUCUUUUAAUAACUGAAGCAGCAGGAGUUUCUGAAACAGCUCAAGGGUACCCAAACACACCAGGAAUAUGGACCAAAGAACAGGUAGAGGCCUGGAAACCCAUUGUUAAGGCAGUGCAUGACAAGGGUGGCAUCUUCUUCUGCCAAUUAUGGCAUGCUGGAAGAGUCUCCAGUUAUGGUUACCAACCAAAUGGACAAGCUCCUAUAUCGAGUACUGAUAGGCCAAUUCCUCCCCAGAAACAACAUGAUGACACCAUUGCCGAGUAUUCUAUUCCACGACGUCUGGCAAUCGAAGAGAUCCCUCUGGUUGUUAAUGAUUUCCGACUUGCAGCAAGGAAUGCCAUUGAAGCCGGCUUUGAUGGGGUAGAGAUGCAUGCUGCGCAUGGUUACUUGAUAGAACAACUCAUGAAGGAUAAUGUAAAUGAUAGGACCGAUGAAUACGGUGGAAGCAUAGAAAAUCGAUGUCGAUUCACCCUCGAAAUCAUCAAGGCAGUCGCCGAUGAGAUCGGCGCCGAACGUGUGGGCAUUCGACUGUCACCUUUCGCCGAUUACAUGGAAUGUUGGGAUUCAAAUCCCGAACAAUUGGGGCUUUACAUGGUGCAAUCAUUGAACAAGUAUGGCAUUCUCUAUUGCCAUGUGGUUGAGCCAAGGAUGUCAAUUGUUGAUGGAAGAAGGCAGAUUCCUCACCGCUUGCUUCCAAUGAGGAAGGCUUUCAAUGGUACUUUUAUUGCUGCAGGAGGAUAUGAUAGAGAUGAAGGUAAUAAGGUGGUGGCUGAGGGUUAUACCGAUUUAGUGACUUAUGGGCGGCUGUUCUUAGCCAAUCCAGAUUUGCCCAGAAGAUUUGAGCUGAAAACAGUUCUGAAUAAUUAUAACAGGUUUACUUUCUGUACUCCAGAUCCAGUUGUUGGGUAUACAGACUAUCCUUUUCUUGAUGAACAACAAGUUUCUUAAUUACUGAAGAGUAGAUUUACUGUGAUUUAUCUAAUUGCUGCUUUUUAUUUCAAUAAAGAUUAUGUAUCAAACGAUUCAGAUCAUAAUGUUAAUAUGUUUGUUCGGUGUC